AUGGGGAAUGAAAAUAAUCAAGAAUUAUUUGUGAAAAAUACAUUAAAUGCUACAAAUCAAAAUAUAACUCCUAAAUUGGAUAUGAAUUUUCACGUUACAGCAUGUUCUAGACAGGGUGGUAGAAAAUAUAUGGAAGAUAGAUGUCAAUUAGAUAUGAAAAGAAAUAAAAAUGGUGAAUUGGAAUAUAUUUUUGGUGGUGUAUAUGAUGGCCAUGGGGGUGAUGAAGCAAGUAUAUAUACUAGAUGUCACUUACUUGAAAACAUAAAAUUAGGAAAAUAUUUUUUAAGUGACAAUGAAGAUGAAUUUUUACAAGCUAUAAAAGAUGGUUUUCUAAUUACCCAUAAUAAUAUGGAACAGGAGCAUGUUAAAUGGAAGAAAAGUCAAAAGGGUUAUAAUUCUACAGCAGGUACCACAGUCACGACAAUGUUUAUAAGAAAUAAAAAAGUUUACAUUGGACAUGUUGGUGAUUCAGCAAUUUUUGUAGUAAGACGAAAUCGUAACUUAGAUAGCCUUUAUGUUGAAAUGGUAACAAAAGAGCAUAAACCCAAUGAUAGGACAGAACUAGAAAGGAUACAUAAUCAUGGAGGAAAAGUGGCUAGAAAAAGUAAUUGUCAUCGUGUUGUUUGGCAACGUUCUCAGAAUCCUUCUUCUACCUUGACAGAGCCUGAUUUUGAUGUACCUUUCUUAGCAAUAUCUCGUUCAUUGGGAGAUUUUUGGAGUUACAACCAUAAAACUAAUAGAUAUAUAGUUAGUCCUGAACCAGAUUGUUUUACAAUAAAAAUAGAAGAUGACUUUGUAGGUUUUAUUUUAUGUAGUGAUGGUGUAACAGGAGUUUUAUGUGAGGAACAUAUAGCUAAAAUAAUAAAUGAUGUAAAACGUGGAAAUCAAGAAAAUUGUAAUGAAAGUGGACUUGACAGAAAUAAUUAUGCAAGACUUAUUGUCAAAACCGCUUUAAAUCAGCAUGGUUAUUUUAAAUCUGAUAAUAUCACGGCAAUCGCAAUAAUGUGCAAUAAUACUGGUAAAGAAGAUAAUGAUUUAUUUAGAAAAAAUGAACAAUCAUUGAUUCCCUUUAAUUUAGAUAAAGAAUUAACUACCUAUCCUAAAGAUUGUGUUAUUAUCACAGCAAAGUCACAGAAAAGGUUUCAUACUACAGAAGUAAAUAUUUGUUAUAAAGGAUUAAAGGAUUUAUCAUAUGAAAAUUUAUCAUCUGCUAUUGGACCAGGCUUUGAAAUUGAAAAAGAAACAAGCAACACAAAUGUAAAGAAAAGGAUUGGUGUAACUAGUGAUGGAGGAUAUGUUUUUUAUGAAAAACCUUGUUUUAUAAAAAUAUCAAAAGAUCAAAAAGAAAUUUUAAAUAUAUUAGGAAAUGAUUUUAAAGAAGAAGAUAUGAAAUCUUUAUCAAUGAAAAAAAUUGAUCAAAAAAUACUUUGUUUUUAUCAUGGUUAUACUUGUAGACGUUGUACAUUUAUGGAUUUUAGAAUUAAUUUAGCUAAAUCAAAGUAUAUAGAUGUUUCAAAAAAUAUCAUCGAAAAAGAAGGCAAUGGAACAUUCAGUAAAAGUGCUGAUAAUCUUGAGAAAUUACAAUACGUUGAUGAUAAUGAAAUAGCAUCUAAGAAGGUAAUUAAAGAAGAAUAUGGAACUUUUACUACUAAAUUAAAUCGAUCAAACAAAAGAAAAGAAAAAUAUGCUUUUAUGAGAACAAGUGCUUCAAAAACAGCACGAAACAUAAAUAAAGCGUUUGGAGAGAAUUUAGUAAGUCGUGCUACUGCAAAAAGAUGGUUUAAGAAAUUCAAAGAAGGAGAUGAAAGCCUUAAGAAUGAGGAGCGUGGGAGACCGGAUUCAGUGAAUAAAUUAUUAUCUAAUAAAAGAUGUAUUAAAAACCGAUAA
Molecule: messenger RNA, 1887 nt
Organism: Strongyloides ratti
Lineage: Eukaryota; Metazoa; Nematoda; Chromadorea; Rhabditida; Strongyloididae
Product: Protein phosphatase 2C (PP2C)-like domain-containing protein
Exons: 7
Coding region: 1-1887 (628 amino acids)
Biological process (GO): protein dephosphorylation
Cellular component (GO): nucleus; cytosol
Molecular function (GO): mitogen-activated protein kinase binding; protein serine/threonine phosphatase activity
Source: RefSeq, a predicted model, not a curated record